Messenger RNA from Microthlaspi erraticum, 1728 nucleotides. Lineage: Eukaryota; Viridiplantae; Streptophyta; Magnoliopsida; Brassicales; Brassicaceae. The record is from the annotation of a GenBank genome assembly.
AUGGAGGGACUUGGCACAUGGACGCAGCUCAACUGGAUACGCAAAGGAAGAAGGAGAAGCCAUCUUGAAGACCAGCUCGACCGUCUACUCGACCAACCGAAGCUAGCUGAAAUAAACUCUAAGAUCGAGAACCUCAACACAAGGGUUUACUCUCUGGAGAAUCAUGCUUCUUCUGUUGCUGCUGCUACAAAGCAAGGACAACUACCUGGUAAAGCUAUUCAGAACCCCAAGGAACAGUGCAAGGUCAUCUUCACUCAAGAAGGACUUGUUGAAGAAGAGGAUCAAGAAAGGGUCAUUGAAGAUUUUUGUUUACUGCUGAAUGAUGAAGAGAUUGUUGCUGCUGAGGCUCCUGGAGUCCAGAUUGAUCAACCAGAAGUGCAUGCACCUACUGUGGCCAUUCACACUUCACCAGUUGAGCUCGCACGACAAGCUCGAUCGGCAGCUCGAUCGAGUCCAACUCUAGCUCGAUCGAGUCCGACCUCUUCUGUCCGACAGCCUGUUUUGCUUGAUCCUUAUCAACCGGUUGCCGCUUCCUCGUCUCGCCUACUUAGUCAAGGUCACAAGGAAGUGAUUCACAAGUUCAGAAGAGAUCUCAGUGGGAUUGGAAUUGAGUUGCCUCCUAUGGAUAGCAUGAGUGAGGCAUUUGAUCAAAUGCAAAUGGUCAAGGAUGUUCUAGCCAACAGUGAUAAAGUUUCAGAGGUCCUACAAGAGUCUACUCAUCAGUUCAACCUGCUUACUUCACCCACCUUCCUACCAAAGGUCAAGGAUCAAGGGAAAUUCACUCUCCCUUGCACACUUGGGCAUCUUGAGAUUGACAAUGCCUUAGUGGAUUCUGGAGCAAGCAUCAAUCUGAUCUCUCUCUCCAUGGCAGAGAAGCUAGGCAUUGCUGGAGCCUUGCAGCGCCCUACUACUUCAAUCAUGUUUGGAGAUGCAACUUCUAAGUCUCCUCUUGGAGUGUUCAAGAACUAUCACUUGAAAAUUGGAGAAUGCAUCAUCCAAACUGAUCUCACUGUGAUGGAAAUGGAAGAAGAGAAGGAUUUACCUCUGUUAUUGGGAACCCCUUUCCUUAGUACAGUUGGCGCUUCAAUAGACUUUCACAAGCAAGAAGUGAUCCUUCACAAGGUGAAUAGUUUGGUGUCAUAUCGCUUGCAGCCUAGAGGUUCAGACUUUUGUGCCACAAUUGACAGUACCAAUCUCAGUUCUAAGAGUCAUGGAGCUACAAAGGUUGUGAAGGAAAGGGUUGACAAGGAACCAAGAGUUGGGAAGGAUAAGGAUGAGAGAGGACCAAGGAUUGAGAAGCCACGUCUUGAGAGGGCUAGAGUUGAGAAACCACGAUCUGAUAGGCCAAGAGCUGAGAGACUUGUUCAAGCCCCUUGUGUGCUUGAUGAAGAGAGCCUUCAAGCUUUGUUUGAUGAGCCACUAGGAAGGGCUCUAAAAGAAGGGGAGGAUGCAGCCUCUAAGGCAAGACCAGGAGAUAAAAGAAAGGAUCCACCAGCUCAGGCCCCUUCAGUCAAGCCAUCUCAGCUCACAAUGACUUUGUUCCCCACCAAGUUUGAAAAUGGGAAGAUUGAGUACAAGAUAAGGUACAAGGGGAGAUCAAGGCCAUUCUCUAGAGCCAAGGCCUUGGUGACUUCAGAACAGUCCAGGGACCCAACCAAGCUAAAGGAGCUUCUGUCUCAAGUCCUCACUAUCACCCUUGAUGGUGGGACUAGCUCAACCAAUGCCUAA